Molecule: messenger RNA, 1938 nt
Organism: Hirsutella rhossiliensis
Lineage: Eukaryota; Fungi; Ascomycota; Sordariomycetes; Hypocreales; Ophiocordycipitaceae
Product: homeobox and C2H2 transcription factor
Exons: 1
Coding region: 1-1938 (645 amino acids)
Source: RefSeq, a predicted model, not a curated record
AUGGACCAGAAUCAACAUCACCAGCAGCUUCGGCAGUCUGGGUCGCUGCCCACCCCCCACCAGGGGUCCUCGGCCUCGUCGCCCUCGCAGCUCGAUCUCGACUCGACGCCCCAAGACGUCCUCGCCGAGGCCAGGAAGAACCUGCAGGUCCUCAUCGACUCGGGCUUCUCCAGGGACCUCCUUCACCAGUGGGUCGACGACAGCCAGUCGCUACAGUUUCCUCUGCCCAUCACGGCCCAGUCUUUCGCUUCACCGCAAUCGCAACCGCAGCACUCGCCCACCCCCCAACAUCCACCGCCACCGCCACCGCCCCAACGAUGCGCCCCUCCGCCCUCCCCAUCUCGAACCCCCUCGGCCUCGGAAAGGCCCACGCCUGUCGUCUCCGUCUCCGGCCCGCCUCCCUCCGCCGCCCCGCCGCCAGUUCCGUCCAUCGCCAUCAAGCCCGAGACGCUGCCCGAUGACGUCUCCCGAACCUGGCCUCCCUCGACCCUGGCCUCGCCGAAUCCGCCCCCCGAGCGGCCCACCACCGGCGUUCAUGAUGCCGAUUCCUCCAUCUUCAUGGCUCCCCCUGCGCCCUUCUCUCACUCUCACCGCCCCAGGAUAUCCAUCUCCUCCGUCAGUUCGGGCUCCUCGGGCCACGCCUCCAUUUGGUCCACAAAUUCGGCCCAGUCCUCCUUCUCGUGGCAUUCUGCAACGACAGGCAAUCGCGCCAUGGCCCCCUUGCCCAUGCCCCCUCCCGCUGGCGGCAUGCCCGUCCUCAACGGCUCCCAUGUUGGCUCCUCCGCCACCAGCCCCGGCAGGCAAAACGUCUACUGGUGCACCUCGUGCGAGACCAGCUUCAAGCGCAAGUACGACUGGAAGCGGCACGAGGACGAGUUCCACGAGCGCUGGAGAAAGUACCCUUGUCCUGAGCCCGGCUGCAACCGCAGCUUCUGGGGCUCCAACUCGUUCAACCAGCACCACAAGCAGUGCCAUGGCUGCAAGACGUGUCCCCACGCCGAAAAGGUGGUCAAGUUCCUCCGCAAACGCAAGUACUGGGCCUGCGGCUUUUGCUCCGCCCUCCAUCCGGCCCGCGAGCGCCACGUCGAACACGUCGCCCGUCACUUCGAGUCCGGCAUGACCAAGGGGGACUGGAUGCACUCGAGGGUCGUUUACGGCCUUCUCCACCAGCCCCUCAUCCACGAGGCCUGGGACGCCCUGGUCAACAGCAAGCAGCCCGACUAUACCGGCCGGCGGCCUCAGUUUAGCUGGCACCCGAGUAAGACCGGGCGCGCCCAGGGCUUCCUGGAAAAGGAGAGCGCCGGCCAGCUCCAGGACCUGCUCGAGUUCUUCUCCGGCGACGAGGGCGAGGCGCAGUGGAUUGUCACGUCUGCCUACGAGCUGGCCGACAUUGUCCUGACCUCGGGGCCUCUUGGCUCACCGCAGUUCUCGGGCCCUCCAGCCACAAGCAUGGGUCCGCCUCAACAAUACCCAUCGCAAGACGUUCACGCAGCCUUUCCCACGGUGCCCUCGCAGUCAUCGCACCAAUCCAUGAUGCCGUCUCCGAACCCAAACAGCCAUGAUUCCUACACUUCCACGUUCCGAAACACAAUGUUUGUGCCGUCGCAGCAGUUUUCGACCGCGUCUGGCCCAUCACCAGAAUCCUCGUCACACUCUCCCCUGGCGGCAUCACACUCCCCUUUGACCGCCUCUCAAUCGCCAUUACCGUCGUCACAUUCGCCCCUGGAGACUCGAGCGCUACUGUCAUCCUCGUCCUCGGGCCAUGCCAGUGCCGACUCGAUGGACUUUGAGUACUCUCCGGCUCCCGUUGCAUUCGAGGGCUGGGAUGCCAUUUCAGGGGGCGGAAUGCACGACACAACGCCGCAGCCGUCUGACGCGGGCCAUCAAGGUGCCUGGGGGAUGAUGCAAUACUUUGGGGAUCCGCGAGUCACGUCUUGA